AUGUCUUUGGUUAACAGUCUAGUGUUUCCUCUGAUCCUGCUCCUUGCCUCGACUUCGGUUUUUGGCCAGAGUGAGGCGGCCGAUGAGUCCCGGAUCAUAGGAGGUCAGUUUGCCUCUAUGGGACAGUUUCCCCACCAGGUGUCCCUGCAGCUGAAUGGCCGUCAUCACUGUGGAGGAUCCCUCAUCUCGGAGACCAUGAUCGUGACUGCCGCCCACUGCACCAUGGGUCAGAGUCCGGGCCAAAUGAAGGCCGUUGUGGGAACCAACGACCUGAGCGGCGGAAAUGGUCAAACCUUCAACAUUGCCCAGUUCAUCAUCCAUCCGCAGUACAAUCCCCAGAGCCAGGAUUUUGACAUGUCCCUGAUCAAACUAAGCACUCCGGUGCCCAUGGGAGGGGCAGUGAAAACCAUCCAAUUGGCCGACUCGGACUCCAACUAUGCCGCCGACACCAUGGCCACGAUUAGUGGCUUCGGAGCCAUCAACCAGAACCUCCAGCUGCCAAACCGCCUAAAGUUCGCCCAGGUGCAACUGUGGAGCCGGGACUAUUGCAAUGCCCAGAACAUCCCUGGACUCACGGAUCGCAUGGUGUGUGCCGGGCAUCCCAGUGGACAGGUGAGCUCUUGCCAGGGUGAUUCCGGUGGCCCGUUGACCGUCGACGGCAAGCUCUUCGGCGUGGUGUCUUGGGGAUUCGGUUGCGGGGCCAAGGGACGUCCGGCCAUGUACACCUAUGUGGGUGCUCUGCGCUCCUGGAUCAAACAGAAUGCUAAUGUUUAA
This is a messenger RNA of Drosophila bipectinata, 774 nucleotides long. RefSeq names its product trypsin-1. Lineage: Eukaryota; Metazoa; Arthropoda; Insecta; Diptera; Drosophilidae. Gene Ontology annotation, biological process: proteolysis. Gene Ontology annotation, molecular function: serine-type endopeptidase activity. The record is from RefSeq and is a predicted model, not a curated record.